CCGCGACCUACAAAGAGAUGAAAAUUCGAUAUCUCAACCUUAAACUUAAAAAGUGAAUGAAUAUUUACCUCUUCAAAUCAAGGUUAACGUAUGAGAUUUUACUGAAAGCAUGCUAAUGGAAACCGCCGUGGGCAUCCAAGCAGACUCGCUCACGUGCGAUGAGAAUCCGGCCCAAUUGGAAACGGAAUGGCGUCUGAGAGCGGAAAAGGAAUUAAACGAGACCCCGGAGAAUUACUUAGUGGAAAUGCAAACAUUACAAGAUUUAAUAUUAAAUGACUCAAACUUAACAGUGCCUAACACAAAUGAAUUUCCACUUAGAUUUCUAAGAGCUAGAAAAUUCAAUAGUACAAAGGCCUUUCAAAUGCUUCAAAGGUAUUACUUAAUGAAGCUGAAGUGCCCCGAGCUGUUCGGUUGUCCGCUUCCUACGGAAUGUAGCAAAACUUUUGAAUUGCAAGCGCAAAACAUGUUACAGCACAGGGACCAAUGGGGCCGGAGAAUUUAUGUGAUUCGUGUCGAUAGUUUCGAUUCUAGUAAAGUAACAAUAGACGACAUAUUCAGGACCAACGUCUUAGCCCUAGAACAAAUAGUUCGCGAACCAGAAACUCAAAUUUCCGGCCUCGUAGUCCUCCUGGAUAUGGCUGGGCUUUCGUUGCAACACGCCAAGUUCUUCACGCCUUAUUAUGCGAAAAAAAUGGUCGAACUAGUACAAGAGACUUUCCCGUUGCGUUUCAAGGGGUUUCACGUGGUUAACGAGCCUUUCUAUUUCGACGCUGUCAUGACUGUUUUGAAGCCUUUUCUCAAGGAUAAAAUUAGAAAGAGGAUUUUUCUCCAUGGUAAUGACAUAGACGCACUUCACGCCUUUAUACCAACUGAAAUUUUACCAUCUGAGUAUGGAGGAGAAGCUGGACCCUUCGAUAAUAGAGGUUGGUACAUGAAAUUGAUAGCUGAAGAAGAGUAUUUUAAAAGUCUUAAAAACUAUGGCUACAAAUCUGAUAAUUAAUUAUUAUUAGGCAACUCUUGACCAAAAUGAGUGUCUAGGUAAAUCAAAGUGUAUUUUUUGAUGCUUAUUCGCCUCCUCCUUGGAUCUAUAUUUAAGAUAAAUGAAAUCAAGCUCAACAUGUAGUGACGAUAAUAAUAAUAAUGGUUUGUAUUAGUGGUUAUUAGAACACAAAUUUAAAAAAAUUAGUGCCUUGAAUAAAGAGCCAAGAUUAUAAUUAUGUAUACAAACCUUUUUCUUAAUUUAAUUUACUCGAAAAUAAUUUCCAAAAUAAAUAUAGAUAUAAAAUGUUGUUUGAGAAAAUAAAUUGCUUAAUUUCAG
Messenger RNA from Ceutorhynchus assimilis (cabbage seed weevil), 1318 nucleotides. Lineage: Eukaryota; Metazoa; Arthropoda; Insecta; Coleoptera; Curculionidae. The record is from the annotation of a GenBank genome assembly.